This is a messenger RNA of Myxocyprinus asiaticus (Chinese sucker), 8245 nucleotides long. RefSeq names its product proteinase-activated receptor 4-like. Lineage: Eukaryota; Metazoa; Chordata; Actinopteri; Cypriniformes; Catostomidae. The transcript has 3 exons. The record is from RefSeq and is a predicted model, not a curated record. The coding region runs from base 273 to 1400 and encodes 375 amino acids. Gene Ontology annotation, molecular function: thrombin-activated receptor activity. Gene Ontology annotation, biological process: positive regulation of Rho protein signal transduction; blood coagulation; thrombin-activated receptor signaling pathway. Gene Ontology annotation, cellular component: membrane.
AGAGGGGGGAACAAGAAAGACAUUCAUAUGUCAGAACUCACGAGGAAGCGGGGUAGCAAACAACACUUGACAGACGGAAGGAUUAUACAAACUUUCUAACCUGUACCUUAUCAAAGAGCUCAUCAAGAGAGACAAAGGCUGAGAGAAACAAAAGAAGAGUAAACAGAAGAGAGCACAGUGGACAUACCGCAGAACAGAUUUACAAGUUAUUACUGAAGGAAGAAAUGUUUUUUUAGCAAGAAGCAGAAGAUAGAAAAUAAACAAGAGGCAACAUGACAAUUGUUGCAGUUCCCCGAGUGCUCUUUCUCCAUUUCUUCCUCCUUAUUCUCCUUCAUAUGUCUUCAUCUUCAGAGAACAAAAACACCACCAUGACAGGAAAACGGGGGCGGGGAUUCACUGUGGUUAAUAACACACUACCGGAAAAGCAUAAGGAGCAGAUACAAAGCAACAUCACUGUACUACUGGUUCCUCUUGUCUGCCUCCUGGCCUUCCUCAUUGGGCUUCCUGCCAACUUGCUUGCCCUCUGGGUGCUGCUCUUCCGAACCAACAAGCUCCCUUCCACCAUUCUGCUGAUCAAUCUGACCUUCUGUGAUCUUCUGUUACUUCUGGUGCUGCCCUUCCGUAUUGUCUAUCACUUCAGUGGCAACAACUGGACUUUUGGGGAACCGCUCUGUCGCAUUGUGAUUGGACUCUUCUAUGGAAACAUGUAUGGCUCAGUGGUGUGUCUGGCACUGAUCGCUGUGGAUCGCUAUGUUGCUCUGGUCCACCCUUUUGGUGCCAAGAUUCUUCGUAGUAAGAAGAAUUCAGUCCUCAUGAGUGUAUUGGUUUGGAUUGUGAUUACAGCUGCUGCUCUGCCCUUGUUAGUCUCAAAACAGUCUUAUCAGAUAAAAAACCUUCAUAUAAUCACCUGCCAUGAUGCACUGCCUCCAGAGGAACAGCAGAAAUACUUCCUGCCUUACUUUGUUACCCUCUUCUCUCUCUGCUUCCUGCUUCCACUGCUGGUAGUGUUGUUCUGCUAUGGUGCUGUCUUACACACUCUUUUGGCUGAAGGUCAGCGUUAUGCUCAUGCAGUAAGAGUGACUGUGCUGAUGUUGGUGGUUUUUGUGGUUUGCUUGUUGCCAAGCAAUGUUCUCCUGUUGUUGCAUUACUCAAAGUCAGACUUUGUCAAUAAUCACCUUUAUAUACCUUACUUGAUCAGUCUGUCUUUCAGCACGUUCAACAGCUGCAUUGAUCCUUUUAUCUUUUAUUAUGUAUCUGAGGAUUUUAGGAAGAGGGUGCCAAAAGCUCUGAGCUGUUCUGGAUCAGAUUCAGAUUCCUCCUCAGAAACUUCUAGGUCAAAGAGCACCUUGUUAUUGAAGUUGAGUAGGACUGAAGGACCCUUAAAUGGAGGAGCAUGUUGAUUGUGAGUUUCUAUGAGAGGUGUGGAAAUAAAACUUAAAAAGGAGACAUUAGAUUAGAGAAUUAAAAAAAUCUAGGGAACAUAUUGUGCAAUAUAUCAAAAUGUAAAUUAAUUUGACUGUAAAAUAAAACUGAAUACAUUUAAUGGAAAGCAGUGGAAGGUAAGAUGUACAGUUACUGUAACAAUUUUCAACAAAUGUAAAUACUGACAUAAUAUACUAUUGACCUGUUUCAUGUGACGUUGCUGUAUGACUAUGCGCCAUGUUUGUGAACAAAAUUCCAUAUACCUUCAGCGAGCUGCACUGUGGGAUGCGACAAAAGAUUUGUUUUUAUUUAAAAAUCUUUAAAAUGUGAUACUGCUGUAUACUUACCAGAGCCAAAAUGUAAUUUUUCUUUCAAUAAAGUUGCACGGCUUCAUUUCGCCAAAGUUAAACAGCGAUGAAGGGGGAGAGCAAGGAUAAAUCAGUUAUCUGUACACGUGUGAAUUUUAUUUAAAACAUAAUCGAGUCAGAUACAUUUAAACUGGAAAUGCACAUAGGACGAUGUUAAAUUCAUAACACCCAAUAAAUAAAAAGCUCUACAAUGUCAAUAUACAGUUAUUUAUAUUUAAUAUGUAUAUACACUAAUGUUAGUCAAUAAACAACACAUCAUAAGAUUAUGAAGCACAUACUUUAUUCACACCACCAGACUACAGUGUAAACAUAUUUGUCACAUGCACUAAUAUGCCUCGGUUGCUUUCUGUGCAGCUCUUAUAUUCACAGAGAUGGGUUCAUCACAGAUGUUUUGUAAUAUUUUGAUAAAAUCAGACCAGAAAACAACACAAAUCCUUUGUAACUUCUGAAUGAGAGAUAUUUUUACAAUGAUGUAGUGGUAGGCAUGUGUACUCGCCCACCAUUGCUUCCUCCCUCUGAUGGUCACAAAUAUGGCGGUAAUGCGAAAAAUGUGACAUCACUAAAACAGGUCAAUAUAAUUUGCUUCGUGCUUUAUAAACCACAUAUCAAGGCAAAAAUGGCUUAUUACAAACUUGUACCCUAUAACAUAGGCAUGCAUGGCAAAUAAUAGUUUAUUUAUAUGUGUGAAUGUGCAUAAAGGUAGGAAGUGCUGAGAUAUAUGUCACAUUUUAACCAUGUCUAUCUUAUGACAUAAAAUGAUCUUCUCUAUAAAUGAUAGAUCCCAAAUAUUCUCAAAUACAGCAUGUACUAUUGCUGAUACUGUUAUUCAUGCCUAAUUCCUUUAACCCAUUAUACCUUGAUUGUAUAACCCUAACACAAAACUGAAAUAAAGGUCACUGACAUUGUAUUAAUACUAUACUGUCCUCUAAUGUUUUGAAACAUACACACCUUACAGUGAUGCCAUUAUUGAACCUAGAGACAUGACCUAGAGUGGAGGUAAGAGCACAGCCUGGGUGAUCCAAUACUUACACUUAUAUAACACACAUUAUAAAGGCUGAGUUACAAUCUUUAAACCAUUCCAUUUAGCAAUUUCCCUGAAAACAUUAAAGACUAAUUAUGAUGAAAUGUAGCUCUACAAAAUACUUGAGGUCCAUACAGUACUGUACAUGUUGGGUACUGGGUCAGUAAUAUCCAUAAUGCGUUUCAUGUGCUGAUGAUAGCCAGUAGCUGGUUCCACUUUUGCAGGCCACCACAGUCUGGAUGUGUUGGAGCAUGAGUCAUAAAGAUGAAACAAUGAUUUGGAAUGUGGAAGAAGAGGAAGGACCCUCCCCCCCAAAAAACCCUCACAAAGCGAUCUGCUGUACAGUAAAUACACUUUCUGUGCAGACAGCACAAAAUCAAACAAGAGAAUCUGCAUAGGGGCCUAGAAGUAUUAGACAAUUUUUGGCACUUAAGUCACACUUAAAUAUGUCUGAUUGUCAUUAAUAACAUAAUAUCAAAAAACUAGUGGCAUCUGCAAACAAAUCAUGCUAGGCCAUUUCUCAGCUAACUUUUCUGAGCCAUUUUUGCAAUUGCUCAUAACAAACUGGUGUCUAGCAGGCACAUACCGUGGACUUUGAGACUGGACAAGCAUCAAAGAUUUUUAAGACAUAUUAUUAAACGCUGUGCUCAAAACACAUUAUACGGUCAAUAUCGCAGAAAUGUUAUAGAUGUAAAUCGUUAACUGAAGCUCCUGACUGUAUCUGCAUGAUUUUAUGCAGCCCACCUAGUCUGUCUCCACGUGUGACGGCAGUGUUGGAUAAAGGUGUGGGCCGAGGGAACCGCAAAAUCAGGUUCACGAUUGGGAGUUGUAAGCAUACUUCACCCACGGGAGUCACUCGCACCAGGACGAGGGGUUCUGAGCGGCCACGGAACAAAGCAUCCCCUCUAGACUUUGGUUGGCUCACUCAGUUUGGCCAUUGGUCUGGGGAUAGAAACCAGAGGACAAGCUAACUAUAGCCCCAAGCUGCCAAAAAUAUUCCCUCCAGAAGUUGGACAUAAACUGGGGGCCCCGUCGGAGACCACAUCCAAUGGAAUACCGUGUCAAUCCGAAAGACCUGGUACACGACAGCAGCCGCUGUCCCACAAGCUGAAGGGAGUCCUGGGAGCGGGAUAAAAUGGGCUGCAUUUCGAGAACCUGUCAACCAACCUCAUGAUGACUGUAUUGCCAUGGGACGAAGGUAGUCCCAUGAUGAAGUAAAGGGCGAUGUGUGACCAGGGACUCGAAGGCACAGACAAGGGUUGAAGGAGUCCGGCUGGGGGGCUGUGAGAAGUCGUACCAUGCACACAGACUGAGCAAGCCAAGAUAAACUGUCGUAUGUCCCGCCCCAUUGAUGGCCACCAGAACCAAUGCCAAAAAACGGACGAGUGGCCCCACUGCAAAACUGCAGACCAGACCAAUCGUCGAACAAAGAGUAAGCUUCCCGGCAGUCCUUCCAGGGCUGUCACUCCCCAAAGCGCUCUCCACACUUUUGAUUCAAUCUCUCAUGGCACCGCUCCUAUGACGAAGUGGGGGAAAGGCGGUGUGGGGGAGACUCAAAUCAACAUUCCCUUCAAAAAGAAGAGAGCGUGUCCGGUUUGAUGUAUUUAGACUCUGGUCGGUAGGAGAUGGUGAAGUUAAACCUACUGAAAAAGAGCACCCUUCAGGCCUGUCUCAAAUUAAGCCUCUUAGCUGAUCUAUUAUACUCUAAGUUCUUGUAAUCGGUCCAGACCAGAAAGGGCUCUGUGGAACCCUCCAGCCAGUGACACCACUCAUCCAAAGCCAGCUUGAUGGUGAGCAACUCACGAUUACCGAUGUUGUAAUUCCAUUCCGCCGGCGUAAGGCAAUGUGAAAAGAACAUACAGGGAUGCAUCUUGCCAUCCCCUGGCAAGCUCUUGGAGAGAACCUCACCCAUACCCACCUGAGAUGUGUCAACCUCCACCACGAACUAACAGGACGGAUUGGGGUAAAUAAGAAUAGGGGCAGUGGUAAACCAGGACUUAAGAUCAUCGAAUGAAUGUUGGGCCUGAGAAGAACAGAUACAUUUGGAUUUGGUGGAGGUCAGACUCGUGAGGGGGCGGCUAUUAGGAUGUAGUUGUGAAUAAAACGCAAUUAACAAAUCCCAGAAACCUCUGCAGGGUCCUGCGGGAAUCUGGGACUUGUCAAUCGGUGACAGUUCUCACCUUAGACGGAUCCAUGCACACACCGGUGGAGGACACGAUGAAACCCACAAACGGAACCGACUGCGCAUGGAAUGCACUCUUCUCCACCUUGACAAACAGCCGAUUUUCUAAUAAACGUUGCAGCAUCCACCUGAUGUGCUCUAUGUGUGCCUGGAGAGUCCGAGAGAAGAUUAGGAUGUCGUCCAGGUACACAAACACAAAUUUGUUGACCAUAUCGUGGAGCAUGUCUUUGACAACUGCUUGUAAGAUGGCUGGGGCAUUGGUAAGGCCGAAGAGCAUCACCAAGUACUCGAAAUGCCCUGUAGGGGUGUUGAAUGACGUCUUCCACUCAUCGCCCUCCCUAAUCCUCACAAGAUGGUACGCGUUGCGGAGGUCCAACUUAGAUAGUGAAGAUAGUCACUCCCAGCAGCAACUCGAAGGCUGAAGACAUCAAAGGUAAAACUAUUCUUAAUGGUGAUGUCAUUCAGCCCCCAAUAGUCGAAGCAGGGCCUUAAGGAACUGUCCUUCUUCUACACGAAGAAGAACCCCGCACCAGCAGGGAAGAGGAAGUGUGAAUGAGGUCGGCUGCUAUCGAUUCACCAAUAUACUUCUCCGUAGCCUCCUGCUCCGGAGCUGAAAGACAGUAGAGUCAACCUUGAAGCGGAGAAGUGCCUGUGAGAUCAAUAGCACAGUCAUAAGAGAUGCAUCCUGGGACUUGCUGAAAACCACUCCCAGGUUAUGGUACACCACCGGAACCGUGGACAGAUCGACUGGUUCAGCCUGUAACACACAAACAGAAGAAGAAGAGACAAAAGACAGGGCCAGACCCAAACAAUGACUGGAGCAGAACGUGCCCCAUGAAAUGACGGAGUUGCCAGCCCAAUUUAUGUGAGCAUUGUGCUUUAUUAGCCACAGGUGCCCUAAGACUAUGGGAGCCAGUGGUGAUCCAAACAAGUAAAACACAAUCCUCACCUCGUGAUUGUCUGAAACUCUCAGAUGCACCGGGACCGUGGCCUUCAUGAUCUUGAACAAUGGGGCACUGGUGAGCGAACUGGUAGGAAUGGGCCGGUCUACAGGCACCACAGGAACACCCCACUGGGCCACCAUGUCUGGAUCCAAGAGAUUCCCCUUGGCCCCUGAGUCAAUGAAGGCUGACACAGGAUGGGAGGUCCCAUCCCAGGAGAUCAAAGCAGGAAGGUGCGUACAAAGAGUAGAGGACUUGACAGGACCCGUUUCGCUCACCAGUAGCCCCCGAUUUACUGGUAAGCAUUGGCUUUUAACUGACAGUCAGCAAUAAGAUGACCAGCUUUCCCACAGUAAAGACAUAAGCCCUGUAAGAUGCGCUGUUGUCUCUCAUCCUUGGACAACCAUACCCGAUUGACCUGCAUAGCUUUGAUGUCGGAAGUAGGUUCCAUAGUGGGACGAGUAGUGCUAGAGCGGGUGGUGACAUCGAGACCUCGAUUGUAGGUACCCUGUAGUGUCCACCAGCGGCGACGGUGAGCGAGGCAGCAAUCCACGCAAAUUGCUAAGUCCACAAGAUCAUCAAAGCGAUCGGACAAAUCCAAGGAAUUUCAAACCUGCAGUGAAACUCAUUCAGUUCAUCAGCUAUUAGUUGACUCUCUUCAGAGCGAGAGGGAGGUGUCUUGUACUUGGUUAUGCUUUUCAGGCCUUUCCACACAGAUGCAGGAUCGUUGGCUGAAAACAGUUUUUUCAGCUUUUUAGAGUAGCUUCUUUUAGCCACUCUGUUUUCCUUACUCAGUGUGUUCCUGGCCUGGUUGUACAAUAUUUUAUCCCCACGUCUAUAAGCAUCCUCUUUGGCAUGACAAAGCUGUCUGAAUUGUCCUGUAAACCAUAGUUUAUCAUUAUUGAAUGAUAAAAAUGUCCUAGUAGGGAUGCACAUAUCCUCACAGAAACUGAUAAUGAUGUCAGUAUCUGUGAGCUCGUCCAGGUCUGUGGCUGCAGCUUCAAAAACACUCCAAUCAGUGCAAUCAAAGCAGGCUUGUUGUUCCAGCUCUGCUUCAUUAGCCCAUCUUUUUACAGUCCUUACUACAGACUUAGCUGAUUUGAGUUUUGCUCGUAGGUCGGGAGAAGAUGAACCAGACAGUGAUCAGAGAGUCCUAAAGCUGCACGUGGGACAGAGCGAUAUGCAUCCUUUAAAGUGGUGUAGCAGUGGUCCAGUAUAUUUCUGUCUCUGGUGGGGCAUGUGAUGUGUUGUUUGUAUUUUGGAAAUUUACGGGUGAGGUUAUCUUUCUUAAAAUCUCCCAGAAUAAUAAUAAGUGAGUCCGGGUGUUAUUGCUCCCUAUCUGUGAUGUGAUCAGCAAGCUGUUGCAGCGCUGUGUUCACGCAUGCUUGUGGCAGGAUAUAAACACUCACCAGAAUGAACGAGGAAAACCCCCGCGUUAAGUAGAAAGGCUUACAGUUGAUGAAGUGCGCCUCUAAAUUAGGACAGCACAUCUUCUUCAACGCUGUUACAUAUGUACAUCAACUUUUGUUGAUGUAAAAGCAUGUUUCACCACCUCUCGUUUUCCCUGAUGAUUCCACAAUACGAUCCGCUCUGAACAGCUGGAAGCCCAGCAGAUGAAACGCACUGUCCAGAAUGGCUUCAUUCAGCCAGGUUUCCAUGAAACACAGAGCAGUGGAGUUACAAAAGUCCUUUUUUGUUUGAGUGAGCAGAAGCAGUUUGUCCGUUUUGUUGGCGAGGGAGUGGACGUUUGCCAGAUGAAUACUCGGCAGAGGAGUCCUAAAGCCGCGUUGUCGAAGCUUCACAAGCGUGCCGGCUCACUUCCCUCACUUGCGUCUUUUGGAUCGCUUGUAGAGCACCACUGCGCCUCCAACUAAGAUGUCUAAUAAAACAUCAGAAUAAUCAAACAUCGGCAAAAAUGAUCAGGUAUGCUCUGCCGAAUACUCAGCAGUUCAUCCCUGGUGAAACUGAUCAGGAAAAAGUGACAAAAAACAUGACCAACAAACAAAAGUAACAAAAACGCUAGAGAGCUCCACACGAGGCAGCCAUCUGUGUCACCAUCUUGAAACUAUAAAUAUAAAGGGAGAGCAGAAUGAGCCUCAGGUGCAAACAUUAACAAGCGGGCUGGCACGAAUAAUAAUCGCAACACAGCGACAGCCAUGCACGGCAUGAGAGAGAACUGUCAAACAAAACAAACAAACACAUGUCACAAGCAUAAACACACACACAUACACACACACACACACACACACACACACACACACACACACACACACACACACACACACACACACACGGGGAAGAAACAGCCAGA